GAGGGCCAGUCAGGGAAAGGAGAGAAGAAGAAAAACAGGAGACAAAAAGGAGGAAAAGGAGUGAAGAGAAGAAAGAGGUUUAAAAAAAGGAAAAUUCUAGGUUUGAAGGAAUAGUAAGCCACUGUGCUUGAGGAAGGAAGGCAGGGGGAAGCAUGGGGUCAGCGAAGAGUCCAGCGGGGUCUGGUGGAGGGCACAAUAAGGCCAAGCCUAAUCGAGGAGGCCCAGACGGCGAGGGAAGCCAUACAUGCUGCGGCUGCCGCUUCCCACUGCUCAUCGCCCUGCUGCAGCUGCUACUGGGCAUCGCCAUCACGGUUGUGGCCUUCCUCAUGACCACCAUCAGCCCCUCUCUGCUGGCUAGGGAGACACCCCAUUGGGCUGGAAUCAUUCUGUGCAUUGUAUCCAUCCUGGGCUUUGUGCUCUAUUUCAUCACCUAUCUGCCUGAUGAGAAGACCUCUGCACAAUUCAUCACAAAGCUCGUGUAUUUCCUCCUGUGUUCAGUGGGGCUUGUCAUCUCCAUUGUAGUCAUCGCCUUCCAGGGCCACCACUACUCUUUGACCAAUGGCUUCAGAUGCAGUAUGAAUGGCCAGAACUGUGUCUGCAGACUGGAGCCAGAGGACCCCAUCGCACGCACCUUCACCUAUGCUGAGGUGACAGACUGCACUGCCGUCACAAGCACUCUCAUGCUGUACUACCUGCUACAGAUGGUGUUGAACCUGGCUCAGGCCAUCGUCUGCUUGCUAGGAGCUUUCAUCAUGUGGAAGCACCGCUAUCAGGUGUUCUUCGUGGGCUUACAGAUGAGUUCACCCUCCACUCAGCAAUGGCAGAAAGUUUAAGAACAGGGUAGAGACAGAGGCAUGGCACUGGGAGAAGGGAUGAAAAGUUCUCCUGCGAGCAAAAUGUGGAGCAGUUGAGUGUGUUGUGUGUUGAGGGAAAGUCCAGAAUUUCCCACAGCAUGUCUAUUUGUGUGAGUGUACAGCUGAAGAUACAUUUUGCAUGGCGUGGUAGUAGCAUACGGUACCAUGGUGGCAAAUGGCAGUUUCCUGUCCUUUUUUAGGACUCCUGUAUUUUUCUGUAUUGGCGUCUGGACAUUUCCACUUAUAUAAAGGUAUACUUGCUUUUGCCAGUGCCAAGAAGGAUAUUCUUAUCUAACAGACUGUAUGUGUGAUCCAGUAGGAUAGCUGUCAUUCUGGGAGAGCUACAUUUUCACUCUGUUUGCAUAGGAUUUGCAUAUCAGACUGAUGACCUUAAUAGAUAGUAGUUAUAUGACAAAUCCCCACUGUUACCUCUCAACAACAACAAUCACAAAAAAAAAAAAGGAUUGGUAAGCGUUUUAUAUCCGAAUUCUUCAUUUUUAAUCUGCAGUGGUGCUCAAAAAGGGGUCUAUGAUGUAUCCUCCAUUUUAUGUAAGUGUGUGAUCAUGGUAGAGAUCACUAUCAAUUUGUUAUAGUUAGCUACUAUUGUUAUUGGUAAUAUAACCAUAUUUAUUGGCUUAAGUAAAAGGUCAACUGAAUUAAAUGGGUACUUGAAACACACUAAUGUGUGUCUUUUUUUAAUAUUCUAAAAUGAAUCCAAAGAUAAUGUCAGCUUGAAUCGAACCACAGUUUUAAUAAACCGUCUGGUUUAAGUAUAUUACAACAUGAUUAAUAAUUAUAACACAACAAAUGAGACAGGGUACAAGAAGUUUGAGAUCCCCUGGCUUAAACUAUGUUAAAUAUUGCAAUACUAAUACUGUAUCUUGGUUGAUUAUGUAAUGAUAUUGCAGUGUAUAACCUAAAGCGUAUAAAUUGUGUUUAAUCAAAAGCAGCGACCCUUUAUAUUGUUUUAUAUGUUACGUU
Messenger RNA from Neoarius graeffei (lesser salmon catfish), 1835 nucleotides. RefSeq names its product sarcospan (Kras oncogene-associated gene) (gene sspn). Gene Ontology annotation, cellular component: sarcolemma; dystrophin-associated glycoprotein complex. The record is from RefSeq and is a predicted model, not a curated record. The coding region runs from base 153 to 833 and encodes 226 amino acids. The transcript is spliced from 3 exons. NCBI's taxonomy places the organism in Eukaryota, Metazoa, Chordata, Actinopteri, Siluriformes, Ariidae.